Molecule: messenger RNA, 3774 nt
Organism: Paramisgurnus dabryanus
Lineage: Eukaryota; Metazoa; Chordata; Actinopteri; Cypriniformes; Cobitidae
Gene: syt13
Product: synaptotagmin XIII
Biological process (GO): calcium ion-regulated exocytosis of neurotransmitter; synaptic vesicle endocytosis
Cellular component (GO): axon; plasma membrane; exocytic vesicle
Molecular function (GO): clathrin binding; SNARE binding; phosphatidylserine binding
Source: RefSeq, a predicted model, not a curated record
CCCAAUCUGGCUGAGUUGGUUUCAGACAGAACAUUACACACACACAUGCUCAAGCACACGUGCCACUCUGUGUCUUCCUACCAAGACCGGCUCUCCUCAGCAUCUCCGCUCUCAGUCUUCUACCUCAACAUGAAAGCACAUCAGUAAAGACUGGAUUAUUCGUCCUGUUUAUUAAUCUUCUCUCCUCUACACUUCAUUCUGUGUGUUUGGGUGUCUGUUCCUGGCUGGGAGUGCUCAUGUCUGCGACAGCGCUGUUGGGGGCAACACUAGGUACCGUGUCUGGAGUCCUGACACUGUGCGGUCUCUCCUUGCUUUGCAAGAGCUGUAAAAAGGGAAAACUUGAGAGAAGGGAUGAUACUGAUCCUGAGAAAGCCCAACCAAGCAUCCUGCACAGUCUCACGCAGUUUAGUGUGCAGAAGUUGACAGAACCGAUCCAGCCUCAAGCAUCUCUGAAGUUCCCUAAAAUAUACUGGCCCAAACCCUCAGUCCGUUCUCAAGAGGUAAUAAACCAGAAAGAUCAUGGAUCAUCUGUCAGCGACACAUUUGCGGCCGAGCUCAACACCUGUAACCAGGCAACAGGAUGUGAUGAGGUCUUCUCCCUCCCGCGGCAAGCUUCUGCAGAUGAGACGCCUUAUACAUCUGAGCAAACUGGUGCCAUGACGACAAGUAGCUCCAUCCUGUAUCCCAAAUUGCACUUUUCCAUUAGCCUGCACAAAGAGAGUGGAGAGCUACACAUCAACAUUGUGGAAGCGGAGAACAUAUCAGUGGUUCCAGGAUGUGAGGGGUAUAUAUCAGGGUGUGUAAGUGUCUCUGAAGAGCAGAAGCAUGCCCAUACAGCAGUCCACAAGUUGGCAGCACGGGUACAGUGGGAUGAGGACCUUGUGUUUGCCUUGCCCUUGGAGGGCACACUGGGGGCAGAUGGUCUAGAAGGAGAGGUGUCCCUAUCACUUCAAUGCUGUGAUCGAUUUUCCCAGAAUUCCACUCUGGGGACAAUGCGCUUUAAACUGGCUGAUGUGAACAUGAUGUUGGACGCUGACUGCUGGGUUGACUUACAGCCACCGAAACAGCAGGAAGUGACAUCCUCAGCCGGUGAGCUUUUGUUGUCGCUCAGUUAUUUGCCUGCGGCCAAUAGACUUGGAGUGGUUGUGAUGAAGGCUAGAGGACUUCUGUCAGACAAACUUAAAGACAACAUAGAUCUAUCUGUAAAGCUCACUCUGAAACAUCAAAAUGUCAAGCUGAAGAAGAAGCAGACACGGCGGGUAAAACACAAGAUUAAUCCCGUCUGGAACGAGAUGAUGAUGCUGGAACUCCCAAGCGAGCUACUAUCUAAAUCCAGCAUUGAGAUGGAGGUACUGAACCUGGCUGGGCCUGGGACCCUGCUCCCCCUGGGGCGCUGCAUGCUGGGACUCCAAACAUCCGGCACAGGUCUGCAGCACUGGAAACAAAUGCUAGAUAAUCCACGCAAGCAAAUUGCAAUGUGGCAUCCAUUGUAUGCCUAAACAUUUAGAUAAUACUCUCUAAAACACCACCACAUCCAGGCACUGUAUACACAAUGAAUGGUUAAAUCUGUUGAUGUAUUUUACAAUACUGUAGGUAGAUAUGAGUGAACCCAAUAGUUAUCACUGUACGUUCUCUGCAGAGGUUAAGGUAAAGCUGAAAUAGGACAGUUACAGUACUAAUAAGUAGUCUUUUAUUGUAAGCAGUGCGGCAUUUAUCUUUGAUGUUGUUGUCAGUGUGUUUAAAAAUCUUACUAUUAUGAAUUGGUGUGAGUGGGAGCCACCCCAAUCACUCUAAAAAUGGCUAGGUUAUUUUUGACCCAUUAUGGGUAAAUAUUGGACAGAACCGGCGCUGGGUUGAAAACUGAUCCAAUUCUGGGUUAUUUUAACCCAACUGCUGGGUUAUUAUACCCCAUGGUUGCAUAACAACAUGGGGUUAUUUUUAAAUCAGCACGUGUUCUCACUCUAAAAAAUAUUGGGUUGUUUUUAACCCCGGGCUGGGUAACUAUUGGACAGAACACAUUUCUGGGUUAAAGUGACCCAAAUAAUGGGUUGUUUUAACCCAACUGCUGGGUUGUUUCAACAUGGUUGAUUAACAAUAACCCAGCAGUUGGGUUAAAACAACCCAUUAUUUGGGUCAUUUUAACCCAGAAAUGUGUUCUGUCCUAUAGUUUAAAAAAUAACCCACCCAUUUUUAGAGUGAUCUUUCACAACAACCGUUAGGUACAAAAUUGAUUAGCAAACAAAAGCCAUCUUGUCCGGCUAAGUAACCGUCUUCUAGUCAAAAUAAAUUUGAAUUUAGUUACAGUUCGUCUUUGCCAAAAGAACUUGUGAGAUGUAUGAUACUCCAUUGUGUAAGCAAAGUCAACAGUGAUUACAAGGUCAUUGGUUUUGUUUAUUUAUUUAUUUAUUUUUGGGCUAUGGAUAGACAUCUAUACAAUUUUCACAGCCCAAAUGUUGCCUGGUUUUAGGCAAACAAACAUCUACUGUGUUGGGACGGCUAUUAGAUGUCUUUUAAAACACAAAAUUGCUUGCUGGGCUGUAUCUUGCCAGUUUUGACUGAACAGAUAAUACAUAACACCAAAGUCUCAUAUAGGGUUACAUUACAAAGCUGUGAAGUGGCAGGAUAUUAUUUCAUAUAUCUAUGAUUGCGUUCACUAAAGUAAUAAAAGUCAUAUCUGGGAUGGCAAGGGGUAAGUAAAUUAUGAGAAUUUUCAUUUUUGGUGAACUAUUCCUUUAACAUCAGUACAGCCCUGGCUACCAAUUGUAGAAUACUGUUAAUACUUCUAUAAUCACACAAUAAAUCUGCAGGGUCUUAUAAAGGCAGCUUUAUACUUCUCAAGGUGCAUGUGUGGAUCUUAGAUGUGUGGCUCGCUUAUUCUCCUAAUUGUCGUGUUAAUGUAUGACUUUUCACCAAGUUAAUAAUAAGGUUAAUAAAAUUUCCACUGUGGCAACUCAAAUAGUCAGGUUUUUGCAGAAUGCAAGUUAUGUCCUUAAUGAUGAAAGUUAAUGAAUGUAUGUUUUCUUAAACAUGCCUGCUAAAAACGACCUAAACCAAAAACACUCGGUUUGAAUAGAGCUAUCAGGCUAAAGGUCUAUAAUUUGUAAGUGAAUAUGAUCAAACUGAUUCUCACCACAGCUGCUUCUUCAUCCAGGUGCCGUGAAACAAACGAUUUAUAUAAUAUGUUUUGUGCUUCUUGGAUAUAUACAUACUUAGACAUGUGUAAACAGUAAUCUGCUAUAACCAAACAGCAGCUAAAGUGAGUAAUCAGCUCAGAAGCACUGGAUAUUUGCUAAAGUAUUUAUUGUAUGUGUUUUACUGUUAUCUGUUUUGUGUGAUCUGGUAACAAUAAUCUAUAUUGAAUCUGAUAACGUAAGCCUAAAGCCGGGUGAUGCACCUACAUGCAGGGUUUUAAAUUCUGUGCAAUGUUUUAAUUGCUAAUAAUUUUGUUCAUUAAUAGUUUCAUCAGAGAAAUAUCAGAUAGCAAAUUCAAGCUUUAAAGGUACUUUUAAAGUAGUUUCCUUUGGUAGCAAUAAGCAUCGUAAUUUCCCAAUGAUGCAUGAUCUUCUUGAUUUAUACAUAGUAUUAUUUGUUGCAAUUGACACGUUAAAAUAUUCAUGAUCAAAUGUUUAUUUCUGUACAUGUUUAAUACCAGGCAUGACCUACGAAUUGUUAUAAUCAUGGAAAUCUGAUCCAACUAUUCACUUUUUUUAAUCCAGUUUCUUCUUUUUGUGAAACAAAAAGUUUUGUGUUAUGUGUGAAAUAAAUAUUCCUUUC